AUGUUCUCUCGAGGUAAUGAAUUCUGCGUCACCACAUGGCAGCUAAAAGACAACGUUUAUGUAGAUACAAAUAUUACAGGUAAUUCAGCAACGGAAACUGGCAACCCCGACUACGUGCCGUAUCGGGCGAUCGAUGGAGCGACGCUCACAAUGCGCUGCCGCCAUGUUGGUGCCGUCACAAUACAUCCGCCUUUGUCUAAUUAG
Messenger RNA from Parnassius apollo (apollo), 204 nucleotides. The record is from the annotation of a GenBank genome assembly. NCBI's taxonomy places the organism in Eukaryota, Metazoa, Arthropoda, Insecta, Lepidoptera, Papilionidae.